Messenger RNA from Symsagittifera roscoffensis, 4393 nucleotides. RefSeq names its product Fanconi anemia group I protein homolog. The transcript has 15 exons. Bases 4 to 4239 code for a protein of 1411 amino acids. NCBI's taxonomy places the organism in Eukaryota, Metazoa, Xenacoelomorpha, Acoela, Convolutidae. Gene Ontology annotation, biological process: DNA repair. The record is from RefSeq and is a predicted model, not a curated record. Gene Ontology annotation, molecular function: DNA polymerase binding.
UGAAUGACGCUUUGUGCAAAAGAUCCAGACGUGGAUCUGUCUCAAUUUCUGGCUCUUCUGAACUGCAAUCAAAGUCCUCAAGACGAUGAAAUGAAUGUGGAUGGUAGAAACACAGAGUCCCUAGAAGAGGCUGCCAUUCCAGAACGAGCUGUUUCAAUCUGCAAACAGAUGACACAGGAUGAGCAAACUGCUCUACAGCAAGACAUAAUAGACAUUGCAGUGUCAGGAAACAUGAAUCUCCUUUCCAAAUUGCUUCACUGCUUUGAAUGGAACCCUGGCAGAGUUAAAGAGUAUCUGCUAGAACUGAUUCAGAGAUCAUUCAUGGAUGAUUCUUCGAACAAAGACAUUCUGGGAAUUGUCAACGACUUCUUCACGUCUGAACUUGUAUAUUGCGAGGACCUCUCAUGUAGUCUUUUCGUUGAGUUAUUAGACUAUAUUUUGCAUGUAAUUUCAAACCCAAGCGAAGAAAUUAAAAAUGGCGAUGCAUUAGUUCUGUUGAAGUCCAUACUUGAACGAAUUGGAAAUGAACAUAAUAUGGCAAGCGUGGCCAUCUUUGAUCAAAACUUGCAUCCUUCCUCAAGCGUUGUUGUUGUGAUGAAAUAUUUGAUUGUCGAGAGCGAAUGGAAUUGUCGUUUGUUUUUAAGUCACAUUAUCAAAUUAGUCUCGGAAAUAAAUUUUGCACUCAUGACACCUUCGAAAGAUUUGCUUACUUCGUGGAUUCGGAGUUUAUUCACGAAGUUGGAAGUCGUAUCGGUUGAUGAUCCGACUCAAGUUCCAACAGUGUUCGGGUUGCUGUGUCAGUUCGGCUGUCAGUGGAAUGCCUAUGAAGUUUUGUUUUUAGAAUCAGAUCGUCUGAUGAAAAUAAAUCAAAAACUGAGGAGAAACGAGGAACUGCGCCCUGAGCUAAUCGAAAGUGAGGCCAAAUGCGUGAACAGCUUUCUUCAGUUGUUGAGACUGAAUCCUGAUCUGACCAAACGGCUGCUCAAAUUUGUACAAUCUAGACUGUCUUCUUGUACUUACAUCCACAUGUCGACGUUCUUUUUCUCUGUCUGCCUCUCUUCUCUCGCUCCUGGAUCUCCGACUGGAAAACUGUUCAAAGAGUCUAUGUCCAAUCUUCUUAAAAGGCAGGUGUCUUCUCUAUGUGUAAAUGAGCAGAAUGCUCGGAAAUUGAUUCUGUUCAGCCAGCAGUUGCCUGAGACCAAAUCUCUCGAAGAGUACAUUGAUGAGUGCAUAGAGGUGUACAAGGCAGGAAGCGCUGCAUAUAAACUACUGGAAGGUAUCGUGAACUUCGGAUUCCUCGUGCUUGACAAUUUUGGACCACACCCCUUCACCGUCUCAUCUUCCAACUCCUCGCCAGCUUCAUUCAAAGCGCCCGUUCCCCACCGACCCCUGACAAACAGACAACAGGUGUGUCAAUUGGCGGCAGAUGUGUUAGAGAAAGUGUUCACGCAGUUCGAGAUCUGCAGGCCGACUGUGUUGAUGACGACACUGACUAAGAUGUACAUUCGAGCGUCCAGUAAGGGAGCAGUGGUACAUCACUACUCACAACUGUUUGCGAAGCUUAUCAGACUGGCACCUACAACUGUAUUCGCCAAAAUUGACGAACUGAGCAAGUGGUUCGACUACAUCCCACGGCUACCGGGUGCAGUGGUCAGGGAUAUUUUACACGGAGUACGCCCUCUGAUCAAGUUGAAUCCGAACCUCAGAAGGGAGCUGGUCAACGUCAUCAAGGUCGCUCACAGAUCCGGAUGCGAGCACUCGAGGCUUAUGAGUGCGUUCGGCAGUCUUGCAGUUCUGCGUAAUCUCAAGCUGUCUCUAUGUGGGCCAGGGUUUGAGGAAAGCAUAGCUUGUUCCAUCUCACUAAGUCAAGUGGCGACCAGCCUACAAGUGAAUGCCGAUUCAUCCAGCGACAUGAAUUCGACUUGUUUCCAGCUCCUUUCAAUUCUGAGGCGAUCUCUUCACUACUCGGUAUCCAUUAAGUCCGCUAUCUACCAAAACAUACCAACUGUAGUAUCCGAAAACGAAAGUAUCUCUUGUGCCCUAAUCGAAAUGCUGUAUCAACACUUGGUUUCCUUGUGGACUGGAAACAAUGUAGUUCAAUGUGUUAUGUCUUCAUUUGACCUUGAAGAUACGUUGACUGAGGAGUUUGGACAACUUGUUCACGCACUUGCAGAAUGUGUUCAUGUGGUGAAUGACAGGUUGGUUGGGAGGAAUGUCUCGGAUAUGAUUGAAGAAGACUCGGUUUUGACAAAAGUAUGUGCAAAUGGGUUCAGAAUUGUAAAGGAAGUUGUUUCGUCUGUUUCUACUGCAGAUCUCAAAGAUUUGAAUAUUGGUAAAGAUUCCGAUUUCAAUAGAAAGAACCCGGCAGGAGCCCAGAAUCUAGAAACUGCACACAUAUUCAACACACUCGUACAGACUUCGAUUCAGUUUAAAGUUCGAACUUACCAAUCAAGCCAUGAAGCGUCAUGUGUGCAGUUUUUGGACAAGCUGUUUGACAAAUUAAUGGACUUAUUUGACGUGAAUAAGUUUUUCAAGCCUCGAAAUUUGUUCAGCUUGUCUGUUUUGAAUCAUCUUGUUGCUGUUAUUUUGUUCCCGUUUUCAAGUGGAAAAGAUGAAAAUGGCACGUUUUCCGAGUUUGUCAAUUGUGAAAGAUUGAAGAAUGUGAUUUUGAAAUUUGUUUUGCAACAGUGCGAAUCGUGCUUGCAGUACAAUAUGGUGGAUGAAAAGUAUUUAUACCAAUGCGGUGCGUUUUAUCAAUCUGUGAAUGAAGACUUCCAGCAUGUGGGUGUUUUGAUUUGGAAAGGAAUCGUUCAGAUAAUUGAGAAAACCGAAUCAACACAAUUGAAUGAUCAAACUAAAGGUGGAUCCUACUUAGAAAAUCUGCUCAUGUGCAUGACAUUCAUCUUCAAAGUGACCAUUGCCCGGUUCCCAACGUCGCUCGAAGACUUCAUUGGAUCCCUUGUGGACUCAAACUCUUCGUCAGAUCGAUCAUCCUUGACUAGAUCGGCAUCCCUUUAUUUCCAAAUAGUAGAAAGUGUUCAUAAACUAGUCGACGCGCAUCGGAGUUUAUGCUCUGGAACUGCUCCUUCGACUGUUGUGACGCAGACCCUAAUACGGCUGUUGGCAGUCGUGACCGAGUGCUUGUUUGGGAACAGUUUGACUGCGUGGGAGUUAAAACAGAGCUGUCAGUGGAUGUGCAAGACUCUUAUGGAGAGUUCUGAUUUGGAUACAACCAGUGCCAAACUGCUUCUGAACCUGACUUUAACUAGCUGUUCCAAAAUCCAGACCAACAACUUCACUUCAAAAGUAGCCUCUCAGAUAUUUUUUGAGCUGUGUGAGGAUGAGCAACGAGUGAAGCGGCCUCAAGUGCCUGUGAGAGUGGUGAAUCGAGAGAACGGAGAGUCGCUUUCCAACGAGUUGAACUCAGUUUUAUCGCAGUGGCUGGGAAAUGUCGGCUGGAUGAUCAGAACAGCUGGCAACAUUCUAGCCAGCGCUGCUAAGAUGGGAUCCGAGAGUUCCGCCGACUUUCUUGACAACAUUGAUAAAGUUGAACUAACCCUGUGCAAUGAACUUCUAGCGGUAACCUUUACCCUGAUAAAGCUCCUAAACUGCCCUCUAACUAAAGAAUCCUCGUUCUGUGCCACAAUUUCGAACUGCUAUCUCUACCACACUAACAUGGACCUGUUUCUGAAGAAUAUACUGUUACGAAUCCAGCACGUGACAAGAAAUAGAGCGUCGCCGUUGACUAGUGAAGUUCAGAAUCUGAUGAAGAAUUCGCAGGCGCCGAUGAAAGAUGCAGUUCAUAAUGCUAUGGAGCAUGCUCUUGGAAAUUUGUGGCAUUCAAAUGAAGUGGCGACAAUUUCAAGAAAGAAGCCGAAAAAAAACGUAGCUGCAGCAACUCAGCAGCCAUUGGGUGACAUCUCGGACCGAGCAGUGAAUGAUGCACAGACUGAACUUGACCUUGACCAGGACACUGCUGAACAGAUUGUGGGAAACGACAGAGGGAAAGCGAAAGUAGGCAAGGAGACGAAGAAUAUCCCACAGCUGGUGUACGCCAUGGAACAGAUGGAGGUGACAACAUUCAAGUUAUGCAAACAUCUGGGAUUGGAAUCAUCUCAAUUUAUCAGCAGUGUGAACUUGCGGGACUUCAGAAUCCGCGAUGACGUAACAGCUCCUCUAUCAGUCGCCAUGGAAGACAACAAUGGUCCUCCGCCCUCUAGUAGAGCACGCACUAAUUGAAUAUAGCUCAUCACUUUUCACUGAUAGCCACCGUUUGUUUUUUCCCUCAUUUGUUUUUGAGCAAUCAUGUACCUGAGCGCCCAAAUAUACUUUUUCGUGUUUGUUUUGUACUUUUUCGCUGUCUUAUUGUCAAUGAAUGAAGUGAAGAAAGUUA